GACAUUUCCUUUAAGAAUCUUGAUUUCGCCUGUAGAGAAAUUUUCUUCCCUGAUUCCUUUUCGUGGUUUGGUUUUGUAUCAGAAUGUCUCGCCCUAAGCAACCCAGCCGCAAAAUGAUAAGUACGGACAUCAUAGACGAUGAAGAAAUUAGGCAAGAGACCUGGACGUUCUCCGAUCUCUUCCAACAGACCUCCACGAAAGAUACAGCGAUGAUGUGGUUAGCUAAAUACAAGCUUAUAAGCAAUUCUUUCCUGUGUCCCACUUGUAGUAACCCUUGUUCGUUCGUCACUCGCAACAGCGGAGGCGACGGCAAACGAUGGAGCUGCCGGAAGCAUAACUUCGUUCGAUCUGUCCGCAAAGGGUCCUUUUUCGAAAACAGUCACCUCUCCUUGACAACGUUCCUAUGGUUCAUGUACAUGUGGUCGAGAAAUUACCUGCAUAAUGAAAUCACCUUUGAAACAGACAUCUGCACGACAUCAAGCAUUGACCUGUUCAGGCUCAUCCGAGAACUACUAGAACGGUUCCUGGAAGACCACCCCACCGAAAUAGAUGACGCACCUGAGAUAGGCGGCUUCGAUUUACAGACAGGUGAACCGAAAGUUGUUGAAAUAGACAUAACUACAUUUUCCAGAUCUAAAUCCAAUAAAAGGCAUUUGAAAGGAUUUCGUGUUUUUGGUGGAAUCGAACGUGGCACCGACAAAUGUUUCCUUGUACCCAUUGAACAUGAAAAUAAAGAUGCAUUCGAAGCUGCAAUUAUCCGGUGGAUUUUACCAGGCACUCAUAUCGUAUCAGACAUAUGGGCUGAAUAUCUUCAAAUUGACCAGAUUGAACAAGGCAUAUACACUCAUGAAUAUAUAGACUACGAAAACCCAAAUGAUUCAGAAAGCCACACUAAAAAUAUUGACAGGAUGUGGCCAAGAGUUAAGAAACAAUUGCAACGUAAACAUUCGAGUAAUAACAAAGCAUUAUUUAACUCCUAUUUAACAGAAUUUACAUGGAGAUCUCACUUCAGAAAUAAUGAUAAAUUUGCUGCCCUUAUUUACUGUAUCAAACAUUUGUAUAAAGUUGAAUAAAAUUGAUCCUAUAUUUUUGUAACUAA
This is a messenger RNA of Octopus sinensis (East Asian common octopus), 1099 nucleotides long. RefSeq lists its product as uncharacterized. Bases 84 to 1073 code for a protein of 329 amino acids. The record is from RefSeq and is a predicted model, not a curated record. Lineage: Eukaryota; Metazoa; Mollusca; Cephalopoda; Octopoda; Octopodidae. The transcript has 2 exons.